AUGGCGUUGUUACAAACAUCGCUAAUUUGGAUUACUGGCCUCAUCGCUCUCGUCAUCUUGAUCAUUGUCGCUAUUACUUUCGUCGCAAUAUACAGUGCUCCUAGGGACCGUAGCCUGUUCGUAUCCGUAGUCACCGUUCUUGCCCUAACGUCAUUACUCGCGACUGUCUGUCUUCUACCGCUUGAUAUCGCACUUGUUUCGUCAACUACCGAUAGUACUACUGGCACCAAGAAGAAAUGGGCGAAUCCGGACACAGUAGACAAUAUACUAUUGAGUCUUAAAGUGGUUUAUUACUUGCUGUAUUCGUUGGAUGCUUUGAUGUGUCUUCUGGUUAUACCAUUUGCAUAUUUUUGGUACGAAGAGUGGGAUAUCGACUCUACAGCAGGGUCACGGAUUCGAGGCGCCUUCAAAUACACCACGGCUUUUAUACUUCUCCUGCUCGUCCUAUUCCUUGUUGGAUUCUUCAUUCCUGUCGCUGCUCAAAGAAACGGCAAAGAACAUUAUGAUCUCGACUUCUUCCGCAAACUACUUUUGGAAAACCGGGGUGAACGGGCCUUAACUUUCAUAGUCGGGGUGCUGUUGUGCCUCGGUACGGUACUAUACGUUGUCUACACAGCACCGGGUCUUGCCCUUUUCCCGGUUUCCCUCAUAAAAUCAAUUCCAGCCAUUUCUAUCACUUCAGCGGAGGAAGCCCGUAGUGCUCUCGAAUAUAACCGGGAGAGACAACGAAUCAUCGAAGCCAAGAAUGUGGGAGGGAAUGGCCUAAACACUAAAGACAGAAGGGAGCUUGAGGCUUUGCAGCGAGAAGAGAGAACCUUAACUCGAAAACAAAGGCUAGCAGACGAAGGAAAGAAUAAGUGGUGGCUCAAGGUUCGGGCAGCACUCAGGCCAUUCAAAUUACUUCUCGGGCUUCUUCUCCUCGGAGUUUCGGCUUUGCUCAUUGCAUCGAUGUUGAUCACAGGUAUCGACAAAAUUAAGUUCUCCAAAUGCGGUGCAAGAUGUGGUUACAUCCUCACCGAUGUCAACAUCUUCAACCCAAUUAAUUGGGUCUUUGUCAAAGCCUCCAAAGUAUUCCCUGUCGAUUACGUCAUCGCCCUUCUGCUUGUGCUUUUCUUCUUCACCUCGACCGUCGUCGGGCUCGCUUUUAUCGGCAUUCGUUUCCUUUGGAUUGUCAUCUUCAAGAUUCGCAGUGGUCACACAAAACCACAGGCCCUGCUUAUGGGCACAACACUACUCACACUCUCCGUCCUCGCAAUCAACUAUGGCCUGACAAUGUUUGUGGCGCCACAGUACUCACACUUUGGUGGCCAAAAGUACUGUACAUGGCCUAUGAACGAGCCAGGUGUCGUCCGUGACUGCACAAAUCACCCUGAUCAUCUCAUUCCGUGCUCUGCCGGCGCCACUGGGCCCGCAGCAGAAGUCUGCACCCCCACCGUGGUCUCAACUUUUAUCAACAGGAUCACUUUGAAUUAUCCGUUCUUUGGUAUUUUCACAUUCUGGGCGCAAUUUGCAUUCAUUGGGUUAUUCAUCAUCACGGCUUUGACAGCGUUAGUAAGAACCCCUAAGAUGAACUUCGAAGAUCAGCUAGCGGAUGAAGAUGAGGAGGAAGAAGAGAGCUUGUUGGGGGCAACUGGGAACAGGUUCGCCGGCGCAUGGGAAGAUGUUCGUGGGAGUUCUAGGCAUGGCAAUAACUACACGAUCAAUUCUCAUUGA
This is a messenger RNA of Orbilia oligospora ATCC 24927, 1713 nucleotides long. RefSeq lists its product as uncharacterized. Gene Ontology annotation, biological process: protein localization to vacuole. NCBI's taxonomy places the organism in Eukaryota, Fungi, Ascomycota, Orbiliomycetes, Orbiliales, Orbiliaceae. Gene Ontology annotation, cellular component: vacuolar membrane. The transcript has 3 exons. Bases 1 to 1713 code for a protein of 570 amino acids. The record is from RefSeq and is a predicted model, not a curated record.